Molecule: messenger RNA, 1862 nt
Organism: Lobosporangium transversale
Lineage: Eukaryota; Fungi; Mortierellomycota; Mortierellomycetes; Mortierellales; Mortierellaceae
Product: WD40-repeat-containing domain protein
Exons: 9
Coding region: 74-1846 (590 amino acids)
Biological process (GO): proteasome-mediated ubiquitin-dependent protein catabolic process
Cellular component (GO): Cul4-RING E3 ubiquitin ligase complex
Molecular function (GO): protein binding
Source: RefSeq, a predicted model, not a curated record
UUUUUUUUUCUUUCCUUUUUGAAUACUUUACCUCUCUUUUCGAAUAGAAAUAACAAUAAUAUACCUAUCAAAAAUGAACAGCGACGACGAGGUGCAGGAGACUUAUCUCUUCGAGCUUGCAACAGAAGACGACGAUGAAGAGGAGGAUACAGAGAUGGGUCACAGUGGUGAAAACAGUGACAACGAUGAUGACUAUGAAGACGUGGAGGAGGAGGAGGAGGAAAGGGAUGAUGACGAUGAUGACGAUGAUGACGACGAUGACGAAAACAGGGAAGAAGAUGAUGAUAGUGAAGAGUUUGUGGUUGAAAGCAACCUUCUUGCGACAUUGUUAUCAGCAGCAGGCCCUAAUAGACUUCGUCAGCUCGUCGCCCUUCUUCAUGCUCAGAAUACUACGCUUGAUAAUGAUGAUGAUGAUCAUGUCUAUAUCAGAUCACGUUUUCAUCAUCGAACUCGAAUCCCCUCCCCAAUCCCUGAACCUGAUAUUGAGAAAGGGACUGAGCUACUUAAUUCUGGCGAUUUUGGACGUGUGGAGUCAGCCUAUGUCCCCAGCAAGGAAAAUAAGGAUAAUGUUGCUCGGAAACUGUGGAUGAGGCAGCUUAGGCCGCGAUCAAUUAAGGCUCUGGCUAUAGGAGAAUCCAUAUUGCCUGAUAACCCUGGAAAGGUCAUUGAUCUCUACAAUGAAGCUGCCUGCUCUGGUCAAUAUUCUGAAGAUGGGUCUUUGUUUUCAAGCUGUGAUAGAGAUUGGAAGCUGCGCAUUUACAAAACUGCUGGAAAUAGACUGGUUCCUGAGCGUACAAUCCAAGGCAUGUUUGGAGAGUGGACUAUCACCGACCAUAACCUGUCAUUAGAUAGCCACUGGCUGAUUUACUCCAGCCUGACGCCGGUGGUGUACUUGACGCGAACCGCAAAAGAUGCGCCGGACACGCACCAUGCCUUGGACUUCUCGAUUGAGACCGAUGAACGUGCGCUUUGGUCUGUGCGAUUUUCAGGAGAUGGUAGAGAGAUUGUCGCGGGAGGCAGGAAUCGGAUUCAUGUCUAUGAUAUUGAAUCCAGAACUGUAUUGCACUCUGUCAAGGCUCAUAAAGAUGAUGUCAAUUCUGUAUGUUUUGCUGAGCCUUCAUCUUCCCAAGUUGUAUUCAGUGGUAGCGAUGACCAUUAUGUUAAAGUCUGGGAUCGCCGCUCAAUGGGAGGGCGAUAUAGUACACCUUCUGGAAUCCUUGUAGGCCACUCUGAAGGCAUUACAUAUGUUACAUCUAAAGGCGAUAACCGCUAUUUGGCCAGCAACGGUAAGGACCAAAAGAUGUUGCUCUGGGAUUUGCGUAUGAUGUACUCAAGAAAGGACUUGGAUUCGCUUCCAAAGCCCAGAGAGUCGACAUUUGACUAUCGAAUGCAGCAAUAUCACGAACACAAGUCGUACAAAGUUCCUGGUGAUUGUUCCGUAAUGACUUUCCAAGGCCAUAAAGUCCUUCGGACUUUGAUACGCUGCCAUUUUUCCCCCGUACACUCUACUGGUCAGCGAUAUCUUUACACUGGUAGCGCAGAUGGUAAUGUCGCCAUAUACCGAUUAGAUGGCACUCUUGUUCGAACACUAGACACUAGUGCAGCAUUUGCAAAGUGUUCUGAGUCUUCCAGAAAGCAUAUGUAUGUAGCCCGUGACGCAAGCUGGCACCCUUAUCACCCAACAAUCCUCAGCUCAUGUAUGAUAGACCGAUCGUCAUAUGGGCCUCUUGCUGGUGGUAUUGUGAGACAUACAUUUACGAGAGCAAAUGAUUUAGAAUCAAACAUGUCGGAUUCCUCUGACAAUGCUUUACCGCCACCACCACGGAGGCGUCGACAUUUUUUGUAAUAAAUAUCGCUUUACU